Marmota flaviventris (yellow-bellied marmot) is the source of this 798-nucleotide messenger RNA. The record is from RefSeq and is a predicted model, not a curated record. Lineage: Eukaryota; Metazoa; Chordata; Mammalia; Rodentia; Sciuridae.
AUGGAGGUGCUCAGGGCUGUCCUCCUGGCCCUGCUGCUGUGCGGGCAAUCAGGGUGUGGACAGGCACAGGAGGAAGAUGCUGAUGACACGGACUUGGGGCCGGACAGCUACGGUUAUGAUGAUGAGGACGAGGAGGACGAGGAGACCAACGUGGCCCCUGGCACAGAGCGCCUGCAGUGCUACUCCUGCCAGUCCCUGCACAGGGGCGAGAACUGCACCCAGAUGCAGAGCUGCCCUAGCCACGCCUCCUGCAUCACGCUGAUCACCCAUGGAAACACAGACUCAGGUUUCCUGACCACCUACUCCAUGUGGUGUGUGGACACGUGCCAGCCUAUUACCAAGACAGUACAUGGAACCCAGAUGACCAAGACCUGCUGCCAGUCCACCCUGUGCAAUGUCCCACCCUGGCAGAGGCCCCAAAUCCGGGAUCCUCUGGGUGGCAGGGCAGACAGCCCCCAAGACAGCGGAACUGGCCAUCCCCAGGGCGGUGGGGCUGGCCAUCCCCAGGGCAGCAGGCCUGGACAUCCCCGGAGUGGUGGGGCUGGCCAUCCCCAGGGAGGCAAGGCAGGCAGCCCCCAAGAUAGUGGAACUGGCCAUCCCCAGGGCAGCAGGCCUGGACAUCCCCAGAGUGGUGGAGCUGGCCAUCCCCAGGGUGGCAGGGCAGGUGGCCCCCUAGGAUGUCCCCAAAAUGUGGGUACAGCCCUCCUGCUCAGCCUCCUCACCAACCUUUGGGCAACGGGGGCCUGAAGACUUGCCCUCUCCCACCACUUAGGCCCUGGCCUGGCGCUCUGUCCAGUG